AGCCGCCAACUCGGGUAGUCACGCGUCCGCCAAACUCGCGUUCGACAGUUUUUAGUCGUUUUCCGAUAGUUUUCCGGUCUAAUAUCGAUUGCCGUUCGGACCCUCGGUAUUCUGAGAACAUAUACUGACCGAAAGGGAUAAAAAAAUUUAUGCGUGGCGGCGACCAAAAGCAAAACUAGUCGCUGGCGAUCUGCUGAUACUGAGUUCCGGGGGCGGUAAAAUGUGUAUCUUGAGCGCUGUUGGACUUGGAUCAAACUCCCCCAAGAGAUAUUUCAGUAUCUGGACAUUCGUCUCCAUGUUCGUCGCUUCGUGACGCGACAGAUUUCCGCUAACGUCAUCGCAUGGCCGAGUAACAAUUUCAUUGUUGGUUGAGAAUGAAAGAUUCGACGGAGGUCAUCCUCGAAAACUCGCGCUUCUGGUUCCAGAAGGUGCUUGUGCCGUUGAUGAUGUGCGUGGGAGUCGCCGGAAACACCGUAACCGUCAUGGUGAUGACUAGGCGCCGCAUGCGGAGUUCGACGAAUAUCUACUUGUCAGCUCUGGCUAUCGCGGACAUUAUCUACCUUUUCUUCGUGCUCGUGCUAUCGUUCAAGCACUACAGCAACAUCAACGACAGGAAGUAUGAGCUGUACUGGAGGUUUUUCGGCCUCAGUCAUUGGCUGUGCGACGCUGCUAGCAGCACAUCGGUGUGGUUGACCGUAUCCUUCACGAUCGAGCGCUACGUGGCUGUGUGCCACCCGAUGAAGGGCAAACAUUUGUGCACUGAAAACCGCGCCAAGACCGUCACCGUAGUGGUUUUCAUGUUCUGCAUCCUCACCACCGCAUCCACUACCUUCGAGUACCAGCUGAGUCUCAACGACACGGUCGCGUGCAAAGAGUGCAAACCGGAGCCCAAGAAACCCCCCUCCGUCACCAACGCGACCAACGUCAACGCUACCGCCGCAACCGCCGCCGACGCCGACGUCAACUACAUAACCAUGGCCGUCCCCGAUGACCGCAACUUGACGUCGACGCUCAAGAAUCUCUUGUCCAAUUGCACCACGAACCACCCCCACGUCAUCUACGUGUACCCCAAGGUCAGCGGACGACAACCGUCGAACGUGACGAUAGUUCACCGGGUCCCGGACGACUCUCUAGACGUCACGGCACCGUCUGAGUACGACGACGGCAGCAACGACACCGCCAACGUCACGGCGAAGACUUGUUGCGCCCCCAAGUACUUUAUAUACGUCGAGAGUACCAACCUGGGAAGGAACGACAACUAUAGAACUUUUAUGAGCUGGUACAGCGCCAUCUUUUUCGGCCUCUUCCCGCUCGUACUGAUCGCGACGUUUAACUGUUUCCUGAUCCGCGCGGUUUACCUGUCGCAGAAGAUGCGCCGGCAGAUGACUAACAAUUCCCACGCGCAGACUCAGGACUCCGUCGCCAUGUCCAACGAGAACCGCAUAACUCUGAUGCUGAUCGCGGUGGUGGGGAUGUUUCUCAUCUGUCAAACACCGACCGCCUCGUACCUCAUCUACUACAAUUUGUAUCCGCCCGUGGAGCAGAGACAGAUCAACGUUCAAACGAUACUCGGCAACGUUUCGAACUUCCUGAUCACCGUCAACGCGUCGUGCAACUUUCUGCUCUACAGCAUCAUGUCGAAACGUUUUCGCGCUACCUUCAAAAAACUGUUUUGGGAAAGGGACCGUGCGAGACAAGACACGAUGGCGCUGUCGUCGACCAAAAGUCGCAACUCACAAAAGUUCAACCCGCUGAGGCACGGCAUCAGACGGAACGCCUCCGAAUACCGUACUCCAAGAAACUUGGAGGUAACUAUCUAUUUCUUUAACAAGGGCAAGUACGUAACCACGUACCGGCUGAACGUGUGGUUCAAGCAACUUCGGGGGCCUUACUGACCGCCGGAGCUUUUCCCACGUUGCCCCUCCCUCUGACGCAGAGUUUGACGGGAGCUCCGCGAGCCAAGUCUCUGAUGGUUCGGCCUGUGGGCAAAGCGAAAUCGGACGAUCUCAUCGUCUGAAGUAUUAAACUGUGUUAGUUUUUCUAAGAUGUGCU
Cylas formicarius (sweet potato weevil) is the source of this 2052-nucleotide messenger RNA. RefSeq names its product FMRFamide receptor (gene Proc-R). NCBI's taxonomy places the organism in Eukaryota, Metazoa, Arthropoda, Insecta, Coleoptera, Brentidae. Bases 375 to 1895 code for a protein of 506 amino acids. Gene Ontology annotation, biological process: G protein-coupled receptor signaling pathway. The record is from RefSeq and is a predicted model, not a curated record. Gene Ontology annotation, molecular function: G protein-coupled peptide receptor activity. The transcript has 8 exons. Gene Ontology annotation, cellular component: membrane.